AUGGUGCAGACAUCAUUGUACGAUUACGCAAACAAGAAAACGUCUUCAACUUCUUCAUCGAACGGAACAACAAGAAGAAGCUCUUCAAGUAGUAGUAAUAACAAUACUUCAUUACCAUCGGCUGUCGGAAGCGCUUCAUCAUCACGAAAGAAGGCUGCUGCUCCAAAACGAAAGAAAAAGGAUACUAGUGAUGAUGAGAAUGACGAAGAUUUUGAAUAUAGAGAUGAGGAGGAGGAAAAUGAAGAGGAGGACCAUCACGGAAUGUAUGAUGAUGAUGAAGACGAUGAAGAUCGUCCAAAGAAGAAAACCAAGAAAUCAUCAUCAUCGGGCAAGAAAAAAAGUAAAAAAUCAAAAGCCAACGAUUCCGAUGACGAAGAUGAUGGUGAAUAUGAAACGAACGGAGGUGUCAUUACUUCCAAAUAUUCGGGUGUUGAUAAAAAGUCCAAGGAUAAGAACGAUGAGAGAUUUACCUUCCUCACGAAUCGAAUGGAUGCUCAAAAGAGAUUGCCAUCAGACCCAGAUUUUGAUAAAUCCACAUUAUUUAUUUCAUCCACAGAUUUUUCCAAGUUGACUGGUUUUGAAAAACAAUAUUGGGAAAUCAAAAAGAAUCAUAUGGAUAAGGUUGUGUUGUUUAAGAAGGGAAAGUUUUAUGAACUGUAUGAAGAAGAUGCCGAUAUUGGUAAAAAAGAAUUCGAUUGGAAAAUGACUGAACGUGUGAACAUGAGAAUGGUCGGUAUACCAGAACAAUCUUUCAAAACGUAUGCAGCCAAGCUCAUUAACUUGGGAUAUACGAUCGUGCGAGUCGAACAAGUAGAAACCGCCAAUGAAAUGAAAGCAAGAAAGAAAGAAAAAGGAACAUCAAAAGAAUGUAUGCAAAGAGAAAUUUGUGAAAUUACAACACUCUCCACCAUUACAGAUCUGGACUAUUUUCCUGACUGCACUUCGAAAUAUUUAUUGUGCAUUAAGGAAGACGUGAUGCAUCACAGAUAUGGUGUCACAUUUAUGGACCUUUCUAUGGACACCUUUUACUUGGGAUACUUAGAGGACGAUAAUCACAGAACACAAUUCAGUACUCUUAUCUAUUCCAUCAAUCCAGCCGAAGUUAUCGUAGAGAGACAACAAUAUUCACCAUCAACAAAAAAAAUUAUUUCCAACCAGAAAACUGUUGUCACUGAGAAACGAGUAUCAACAGAUAUCAUGCCCAAAGAGUAUAAUUUGUAUCCUACCGCUGAAGCUACUAGAUAUUUUGUGGAACAAAAUGUGGAGUCUCUCUGCAAGGAUCCAAUUAUUGAGAAAUUCUGGGAUAAUGAUUUGGUGAUUGCUAGUUUUGGUGCUUGUAUUUAUUACCUGAAAUAUCUUCACAAAGAUGACGUUCUCUUUUCGAAUACGGCCAAAUUCUUCAGUUAUGAUGGAAAAGUUGACAAAGACCAUCUCAUUUUGGAUGGUCAAACACUCCUGAACCUUGAUAUCAAGAUUAGUUCAACAAAAGGCACCCGAGAAGGCAGUUUAUUGAGCUUCCUUGAUCACACCAAGACAGCUAUGGGAAAGAGAUUGUUAGAAAAUUGGCUUACAAGGCCUUCCAGAAAUGCGGCUGUCAUCAAUGAUAGAUAUGAUGCCAUAGAGGACGUACAGGGAGACGGCUUCCCUGAUCCUGAUGGUGUUCGUGAAAAACUGGGUGCCAUUAAAGACUUGGAACGAAUGUGCUCAUUCCUAUACAGAGAAUCUCGUAAAGUGAAGAAGGAAGUAUUCUUUGAUAACAGAGCCUCCAAGAGAAAGAUCAAAACUUAUCUUGACACGCUAGACAAUUUACGAAAAGGUCUGGAAAUUAUUCGAUCAUUACAAGAUUCUAUUGGCAACUUUAAAUCAAAUAUUUUACGACACUCUCUGAAUUUGGAAGCGGUCGAUGAAAUUGAUGCUGCAUUGGCAGAAUUUGAGAAUGAAUUUGAUCGAGAAAUGGCCCUGAGGGUGAAAUUAAGCCUAAUGCUGGUUUUGGAAAAGAUUAUGAUGAAAUGGAAGCUGAAAUACAAAACAUCAAUACGAAGGUGGAUGCAUUCCUUGCAGAAGUUAAAAAGAAAUAUGAUUCCAAGUCCAAAUUAUCCUCUCUUAAAACAACAAGUAGAGAAUGGCUCAUACAAAUUCCACCAUCAGUCACUGAUCUUCCUGAUGAGUUUGUGA
Naegleria lovaniensis is the source of this 2175-nucleotide messenger RNA. RefSeq lists its product as uncharacterized. The transcript is spliced from 5 exons. Gene Ontology annotation, biological process: mismatch repair. The record is from RefSeq and is a predicted model, not a curated record. The coding region runs from base 1 to 2175 and encodes 724 amino acids. NCBI's taxonomy places the organism in Eukaryota, Heterolobosea, Eutetramitea, Acrasida, Naegleriidae. Gene Ontology annotation, cellular component: MutSalpha complex; nucleus. Gene Ontology annotation, molecular function: ATP-dependent DNA damage sensor activity; ATP binding; mismatched DNA binding.